Molecule: messenger RNA, 1361 nt
Organism: Aspergillus pseudonomiae
Lineage: Eukaryota; Fungi; Ascomycota; Eurotiomycetes; Eurotiales; Aspergillaceae
Product: DNA-directed RNA polymerase I subunit RPA34
Exons: 2
Coding region: 67-978 (303 amino acids)
Biological process (GO): transcription by RNA polymerase I
Source: RefSeq, a predicted model, not a curated record
UUUUUUUUUGCUCCGCAAUCUUUCGCAUCAACGAACGUACUGUUCAGACGUCCUGCGAAAGACACAAUGGCCCCCAAGUCGAAGGAAGUAAUCACCUCGGACAGCGAGAGCAGUCGCUCCAGCUCUCCUGAAGUGUCGAAGGAAGCGGAGGUUUCGAGUUCGGAAUCCGAGACCAGCGACAGCGAUAAUGACAGCGUUGCCUCCGAAACGCAGGACAAGAAAAAGUCCUCUAAGGUCUCCUUCCAGGCACCUCAACCCUACCGGGCACCCUCUGGUUUCAAAGCCGCGAAGAAGCAGUCGCCCCCCUCAUCCAGCACUACCUCCCUUCUUUCCGAUCUGCGCGGCAAACAAGUCUAUCACAUCACCGCUCCUGCGUUCCUGCCUCUGUCUAAGGUGAAGGAGAUCUCACUGGGCAAAGUCAUGAAGGGCGAGCCAGUCAUGAAGCACGAAGGUGUGCAGUACGGAAUUCCAGCGGAGAGUAUAACCCAGAGCGAUGUGGGCGGAAAGGCCCUUCUUUUGUACGACUCGAAAUCUCAAACAUAUUACACUACAUCGACAAAGGAUAUCCGGAGCUAUCAUGUCCAAGAGUUGAUCAACCUUCCUGAAAGAUCUGAGGAAAAUGACACGGUGCUGGAAGCAGCCAAGGAACAGAUCAAGCCGCCAAGGAAGCAGCCCAAGCACCUCAAGAUGCGUUUCCGACCCGUUGGCAGCGAGCAGGUACCACCGGAGACCCUUGGAAGCAGUUCCGAGGAGUCGGAGGGGGAGCAGCCCACGUUCAAGGUGCCCAAGGAAUCGCGCAAAGAGAAGGAAGAUAAGAAGCGAAAGCACCAUCAGACAGAUGGGGAAGGUAGCCAGCCCAGUGCUGAGCCGCGGAAGAAAUCCAAGAAAGAGGACGGAGUAGAGAAGGCCGAGAAGUCGAAGAAGUCGAGUAAGAGCAAGGAAGAGAAGAAGCGCAAGAAAUCCGACAAGUCUGCUUGAGGUUGAUUCUGUGAAUCAUGAUUGCGCUUGUUUCCUUUCUCACCAAAAGUUAAAUGGUAUUUGCUAUGCAUGAAGGCGUGAUGAUACCUGCAAUGGCCUCCUCGAGCUUACGGUUUUCUUUAUUACCUCUGUUUUCUUCUAUUCUUCUCCCUGUUAGCCCUGCAGCAUCUGUACAUAAGGACGAAAUGUAGAAUUUCUGUUGUUCGAGUAUUAGGUCUGGUAAACUGGUCCUAGAACGUAUGUAUCUUUAAGGGCUCGAGAGACCACCAUAUAUAAGGGGUGGAAGAGAAACGAAAAACUUCGGUCUAGUGCUUGGCAAAUAUAUAUAGUGUUAUGACUGUUGAAAUGUUUCCAUGGAUAACCAUGUCCGUAGAAGGAGCACC